Molecule: messenger RNA, 1171 nt
Organism: Camellia sinensis
Lineage: Eukaryota; Viridiplantae; Streptophyta; Magnoliopsida; Ericales; Theaceae
Source: RefSeq, a predicted model, not a curated record
AUGGCUGACGAAAAAUUGUCUGAUGUGGCUUCUAUUUAUGUAUCAGCUUUUAGUGAAGCAGUUCAGCCUGAUAAAUGGAUGAUCAGAAUAUCAUUUUCAGAAAACAGUUACCUUGUGCUUGAACGGAUAGGAAAAGGAGCCUAUGGCACGGUUUACAGGGCCUUUGACUGUGUCAUCAGUAAAACAGUGGCUAUGAAAGCUGUUCCGUUCAGGAAUAACAUUGUAGGCAUCCCGAGCUCGGUAAUACGAGAAACCUCCCUUCUGAAGGACAUGGAACAUGAGAAUAUUGUCAGUUUGCAGUACAUUUUGCUUCAGAUUCUUCAUGGUGUUGCAUAUUGUCAUUCACAAAAAAUUAUCCAUCGGGAUUUGAAGCCACAGAAUUUGCUGAUAGAUCGGAAUAAAAUACUGAAAAUUGCCGACUUUGGACUGUCCAGGGCAGUUGAUGUCCCUCUCAAGAUAUAUACAAAAAAGGUGGCAACUCUUCAUUAUAUGGCUCCUGAAAUCCUGUUUGGCGCUGGCCAGUACUCUGCACCUGUAGAUAUAUGGGCUGUGGGUUGUAUAUUUGGUGAAAUGGUGACGCAUCGGCAUAUGUUCAAUGGUUGUUCCGAGACUAAUCUAUUAGUCAACAUUUUCAGGCUUUUGGGCACACCAAAUGAAGAAACCUGGCCUGGAGUGACCUCAUUGUUUCCUUUCAUCAGUAAAAUAGUCCAGAGUCCUCCUCAGGACCUGGCAGAAGAAGUCCGGGGCCUUGAACCUGCAGGAGUUGAUCUUCUUUCUAAAAUGCUCUGUUUGGAUGCCGGGAAAAGAAUCACAGCUCGGGAUGCUCUCAAGCAUGCUUACUUUAGAGAUGUACAGAAUCCACCUUGAUUUCCUGAUGGCAAUCCCAUUCUUCUUCUCUGCUGUUGCAUGGACUGAGAGAGAUUGUAUGGAUCAUUGCCCAAGUUGUCAUUGAAUCUGGUUCACUUUUAGUGAAGCAGUUCAGACUGAUGAAAUGGAUGAUAAGUACCUUGUGCUUGAACUGAUAGGAAGAGGAUCCAAUGGCACGGUUUACAAGGCCUUUGACUGUGUCACCAGUAAAACUGUGGCUAUGAAAGUUACUCUGUUUAGGACUAACAUUGUAGGUAUCCCAAGCUCGGCAAUGUUGGAGAAAAAUGAUUGAAUAAGAAAUUAC